AUGUGGAAACUCUUCCUAAUGGCAAUACUGACAGCCAGCAUUUGGACCAUGAUCCACAGCAGCCUCCUGAAUUUCAAAUUCAUGAUCCGGAGAAUUACUGGGAAAAGUGCCCUCAUUUCCUACAAUGGGUACGGAUGCCACUGUGGACUGGGUGGGAGAGGGCAGCCUCUGGAUAAGCUUUGGUGCUGUCAUGCCCAUGAUUGCUGCUAUAAGGAGUUAACCAACCAGAGCUGUCACCCAUUUUUUGAUUAUUAUCAAUACUCCAUCAUCAACGAAGACGUUAUGUGCUGGAAUACAAAUAACUCCACCUGUGCAAAGCAAGCGUGUGACUGUGACCGGACAGCAGUCCUGUGUUUCAGAAAGGAAGCAAGCAGCUAUAACAAAGGAUACCGUUAUUACUUCAAUUUCUUCUGCAAAGGAUCUAACCCCAGUUGCUAA
Chelonoidis abingdonii (Abingdon island giant tortoise) is the source of this 438-nucleotide messenger RNA. NCBI's taxonomy places the organism in Eukaryota, Metazoa, Chordata, Testudines, Testudinidae. The record is from RefSeq and is a predicted model, not a curated record.